Molecule: messenger RNA, 1747 nt
Organism: Raphanus sativus (radish)
Lineage: Eukaryota; Viridiplantae; Streptophyta; Magnoliopsida; Brassicales; Brassicaceae
Product: mediator of RNA polymerase II transcription subunit 18
Exons: 5
Coding region: 832-1572 (246 amino acids)
Biological process (GO): termination of RNA polymerase II transcription; regulation of transcription by RNA polymerase II
Cellular component (GO): core mediator complex; mediator complex
Molecular function (GO): transcription coregulator activity
Source: RefSeq, a predicted model, not a curated record
GUUUCGGAGAUCUGAUACGUGCUCAUCCUUAAUACGAACAUGAUCAUCUAACAAAACAUAUAGAAUGUAAAUUCGAUCCGUGCUAAUCUAGCUACCUCUAAGAUAGAAAGUUUCUUUCUUUAUGCGUAUUACAAUUUUUAUUUUUACCUCUAACACAAACCUUUCUUAUACAAAGUUACCUUUUUAUGCCUUUAUGCGUUUAACAAUUUUUUUUUAAUUAAUGAUCAAAAAAGAAAUUGGCCUAUACAGGUUUCGAACCUGUGACCUUCGCGUUAUUAGCACGACGCUCUAACCAACUGAGUUAAUAGGCCAUUUUGUUCAGAGUAUAUCGUAAACAUUUAAGAACAAUAAGUAAUUCUUUGUAAUAUUUAUUCCAUCUUCUUGUUUUUUUUUUUUUGAAAAAGGGCUUUCUAUUUAGAUUAAAAAUUAUAAGAUACAAGGCCCAACAAGCAGUGUUUAGAGUUUUAGUUUUUUCUUUUAAAACCCAAUGAGAAACCCAUAACAAAAUAGGCCCAAAAGAAACCCAAGAAUAAAGCUUUCAGUUUGGAAACAUUGACAUCAACGACGAUUGAAAUUUCUUAGAAGCAUUCCAGAGCACAAACAUGUCCGACGCCAAUCUCCCCGAGGUAUCACGAAUCGAGGCGAUUCUGUUCUUGAUAGUAGCUUUGAUGGUGGUGAGAAGAGAGUCUGUUGAACGGUAGUUGUUUCGAUGGAGCCGAGAAUUGCGUUCUGACCACAAGCUGUAGAUCACACUUUGCCAAGAGAGGAGGAUUAGAGUUUUCCGCGCUCGCGAUCCAUGGUGCUGCUGCAUGUCCUGAAGAGUACUCCACAAUGGUGCUAUUCCAUCUUCUUGUUUCAACUGAAAUUUUGUUCUUUUGUAGAUUGAUAACUGUUAGUGUCUGUUGUGCAGAGGGUUUUGUAAGAAGUGAAGAAGACAAUUCGAUGGAGUGUGUAGUUCAAGGAAUCAUUGAGACUCAGCAUGUUGAAGCGCUUGAGAUCCUUCCUCAAGGUCUUUGUGGUGUUCAACGCGAACGCUUGAGAGUUCAUGAGCUAACCUUGAAAAGCCUCCCAAAUCUUGGUGUUGUACCUUCAGAAGUUAGGCUCCUAUGUGACCUUGAUCAACCAGAGCCCACAUGGACUGUUAAACAUGUUGGAGGUUCGAUGAGAGGUGCAGGAGCUGAUCAAAUAUCUGUUAUGGUAAGAACCAUGAUUCAAAGUAAAGUUAGCAAGAACGCUCUGCGUAUGUUCUACUCCCUCGGUUACAAACUAGACCACGAGCUUCUCAAAGUUGGGUUUGCAUUUCAUUUCCAAAGGAACGCACACAUAAGUGUAUCUGUGUCUUCAGUGAGUAAGAUGCCUAAGAUUCAUGCCAUAGAUGAGACUGUUCCUGUGACACCAGGGAUGCAGAUUGUUAAUGUAACAGCUUCAGCAACACCUGAGAAUUACGGCUUGUGCACUUGUCGAAACCGUUUAAAUCCAUGGGAGUUGUGCCGACAGCUGCUGCGGCUGCUGCAUCUCUUAUGUCGGAUGGAGGUGGUACUACAUUGUAAGAAGUUUGAAGCAAAAAGUUAGAUCUUUUGGUAUGAAUGUAGGAACGCAGACUACGCAGUGGCUGUGAAACUUGUGAAUCACUAGAGUUGGGUAUUUAAUGAAAGCUCUUCAAAAAAUUUACAACUUGCAUUAUGUUUUUGUCUUCACUCUCAUUAACCUUUUGGUGAUAUAUAGUGUUUUAAGUUUCUUAGUAGUA